AUAGUGUUCCGGCCGGCUCAUGAGGUCAGCCUGAUAACCUUUGGCACAACAGGAACAUCGAAUUCUCUCCAUGACGAACUGGUGGCUGAAGGUGACGACACACAGUAUCGGAACAUUACAGAGAUAAAACCACUGCAGGUGCCUGACGUGGGAUACCUGUCAGCGGUGUCAGGCUUGGCGGUGAGCUCUGGAGUGAGCGAUUUUCUUGAUGCCCUCGUUGUGGGCUUGGAUCUGCUCAUAAAGGCAGUGGGAAGCGAACCAAGACGGGCCAAGGCUGCAAAAAAGAUUUUGCUGCUGUCAAAUUUCGUUACUGGGGUGAGUUUGGGUGGAACAGGAUGUGUCCACAGGCUGUUUAACAAGCAAAUUUGCAGCCUGCUGUGA
Ostreobium quekettii is the source of this 381-nucleotide messenger RNA. NCBI's taxonomy places the organism in Eukaryota, Viridiplantae, Chlorophyta, Ulvophyceae, Bryopsidales, Ostreobiaceae. The record is from the annotation of a GenBank genome assembly.